UCGCAGGUGUCACCGCCCGGACAGGCCCCGGGGGUGUCGGCGUGUGCGCAUGCUCCGUGCGCGGGGUCGUGCUCUGAGCGGCGGAGUCCGGCCGUUCGUGCUCCAGUUCCCCGCGCGCUUCGGGGGCGGUCGUGGCGGCGGUCGGCGUGUCAGCCCGGGGUCGGCGCGAGGAGGCAGCGCCGGGCCAGCGGGAGGGAGCCCCGCGGGGGAGGCAGGGCCGAGCGCAGAGGUGCCUCGCGGCCACACGGACACGGAACUCGGAGUCGCGCAGUCACCGGAGAGGGGCUGCCUUUCUUGGGGAGAGACCGCCAGGAAGACGGCGGCCGGAGGACCAGCCACGCGCCCGCAGGACUGAUGGCCGGAGCUUGAAAGACGAUGACUUAUCCACCGACGUUACUUUCAGCAGCUUGGGAAAACCUCUUUCAUUUCAGUCUGUACAAAUCUCUUCUAAAAUUUAACACGUAAAAAUCUCUGAGGCCGUGUUUCAAAUGGCCGCCCCUAGUUUCCCACGCUGGACGUUCCCGCGCCCCGUUCUCACGUGAGGAAGUCCGCAGCCCGGACGGCGGCGGCCGUGGUUGUGAUGGGCGGCGGAGAGUCUGAGUGGGCAGGCCCAGACGCCCCCCGGUUCCCGGGAGACAGCACGGCGGUCUAGAGCGGCCGGCUCUCAUUCAUGCGGACGCCGCCGCCGCCGCGCGCGGGCAUGGCGUGGGUGCGGUUCCUGCGGAAGCCCAGCGGCAACCUGGCGAGCUCGUACCAGCCGGGCAGCGUGCUGUCACUGGCGCCCACCAAGGGCCUGCUGAACGAGCCGGGGCAGAACAGCUGCUUCCUCAACAGCGCCGUGCAGGUGCUGUGGCAGCUGGACAUCUUCCGGCGGAGCCUGCGCGUGCUGACCGGGCACGUCUGCCAGGGGGAGGCCUGCAUCUUCUGUGCGCUGAAGGUGAUGUUCGCGCAGUUCCAGCACAGCCGCGAGAAGGCCCUGCCGUCGGACAACGUGCGGCGCGCCCUGGCCGAGAGCUUCCGGGACGAGCACAGGUUCCAGCUGGGCCUCAUGGACGACGCGGCCGAGUGCUUCGAGAACAUCUUGGAGCGGAUCCACUCGCACAUCGUGCCGGGCGGGGACGCCGACCUGUGCACCUCCAAGUGCUGCGUCACGCACCAGAAGUUCGCCAUGACCCUGUACGAGCAGUGCGUGUGCCGCAGCUGCGGGGCCUCCUCGGACCCUCUGCCCUUCACGGAGUUCGUGCGGUACAUCUCCACGACGGCCCUGUGCCACGAGGUGGAGAGGACGCUGGCCCGGCAGGAGCGCUGCAGGCCUGAGCUGUUCGCGGAGCUGCUGCAGGCGGCCCACACGGCCGGCGACUACAGGAAGUGCCCCAGUAACUGCGGCCAGAAAAUAAAGAUCCGCCGUGUCCUCAUGAACUGCCCCGAGAUCGUCACCAUCGGCCUGGUCUGGGACUCGGAGCACUCGGACCUGACGGAGGACGUCGUGCGGAGCCUGGCCACGCGCCUGCACCUCCCCGGGCUCUUCUACAGGGUCACGGACGAGAACGCCAGGAACAGCGAGCUCGACCUGGUCGGCGUGAUCUGCUACGCCAGCCGGCACUACUGCGCCUUCGCCUUCCACACCAAGAGCGCCAAGUGGGUGUUCUUCGACGACGCCAACGUGAAGGAGGUCGGCGCCAGGUGGAAGGACGUGGCCUCCAAGUGCCUGCGCUGCCACUUGCAGCCGCUGCUGCUCUUCUACGCCAACCCCGAGGGCACGGCCGUGUCCACCGAGGACGCGCUCCGGCGCGUCGUCAGCCGGCCCCCGCACGGGCCCGCUGCGGAAGACGCGGGGUGUGAGAAGCCUUCAAUUUACAAGUCAGAUCAUUUGAAAGAAAAUGGACUUGGGGAGCAGGCCAGACAGAGAGAAAAUCAGAAAUUCCAGGCAGAUGGCAUCUCCUCGUGUGGCCGGAGCCACCUUCAGACCAGCGGCGGCAGAGGAGCAGCUCAGCUGAGCCGCAGCGACCAGCGGGAGAGGAUGAAGGACAUCUCCAGGGAGUGUGCGCUGAGGGCCCUGGAGCACAGGGGCCUGCUCACCCCGCAGAGGAGGGCCACGGGCCGGCCCGCAGGUGUGCUCGACGAAGACCUGCCCCCGACCAAGUCCGGGUCACCUCCCACCCCGAAGGGCGUCAGGCAGCGUGGCGGCAGCCCACGCCCGCCCCACAGGCCGGGGAAGGCCCCGUGCAAGCCCGGCCAGCCGGCCGCGCCGAGUCACGCCGCCACGCAGACGCCGAGCUCAGGCCAGCCCCAGGCCCUGGCCGCAGGACCGAAGGCAGCCGGCAGAGCCCGGGGCGAGGGCGCCUCCGGGUACGACACGGACAGCAGCCAGGACUCCCGGGACAGAGGGAGCGGCUGUGGCGGCAGCGGCAGGAGCCGGGGCCGGGGCUGGAAGCCGCUGAGAGAGACCUUGAACGUGGACAGCGUUUUCAGCGAGCGGGACAGGAGGCAGCGCAGCCCGAGACGGCAGCCGGGAGCCGGCACCAAGCCCGCAUGCAGCCGAGACCCGGGCUCCCACCGGUGGCCCAGCGAGGACCCGCAGCCCCAGUGCCUGACCCCCAUCUACGAGGACGACCCGCGGCCGGAGGCCGGGAGCAGGGGCUCCCCGGAGUGCGGCGGGACCCGCACCACCGGGAGAGGCAGGGGCCUCGGGGAGACGGGGCCCACCGGCGACGCCGGGCCGGGGCAGAGGGCUGAGUCCGGCUACGAGAGCAGCGACCACGUCAGCAACGGGUCCGCCCACCCGGACUCCCCGGGCGCCGAGGGCGGCAGGAGCGGGCCGGAGCCCAGCGGCCUGGCAGGCGCGGCCUCCCCCAGUGACCAGAGCAAGAGAAGCAACCAAAAUGUAGAGCAUGUGAACUCGUCCCCCCACCAGAGUAAAAGCCCCCUGGAAGGCUUUAGGAGAGAAUUCCGGAACUUGGAGGUAGGCUGCAACUCUCAGGAGGGCGACCCAGAGCCACGGCCGCAGAUGAAGGACCCUCUGGGGAAAAGGUCGCCGGUGCGGGACGCCAGCGGCAAGCUGCCCCCUUGGUCCAGCCCGCAGACCCGCAAGGCCCGCGUGGCCCGGGAGCGUGCUCCCCGCCCGGAGGAGGAGGAGCAGCAGCAGCAGCAGCAGCAGCAGCAGCGGGACGGCCACGGCACGAGCGCGGGGCGGCCGCGCACAGGGGGCUCCGAGGACACGGGCCUCCUUCCCCACACUGACGACCUUCCUGCGUCCGGGCGGAGGAGAGGUGACGCCGCUGUCCCACCCGGGAGGACCGCUGCUGGGCUGAAGGCGGACGCUGCGCCCCUUGCCCCGCUGCCCGCCACACCGCAGCUCUGGCCCGCGGUGCCGUGUCCCUGGGGGUCUUGUCCCUUGGAAGGCCCUGCCCACGGGGUCCUGGCCGCCUGCAGGCCUGACGCUGCUCCGGCUCCAAAGCUCCUCCACCAGGACUCACCGCCCCCUCUGCCGCCAAAAAAGCAUGCGGUCCCCAGUGUGUCGCCACCGUUGAGGAGAGACGAGGCCAGACUUCCCGAGGCACCACCACGCAGAGCCUGUCCUCCCGGUCCCCCGCGGCCCAGUGUGGGCCUGGCCCUGGAGCCGGGCCCCGACGCUCGGACAUGCACGAGGGACAGCAGACCUGCGGGGCCUGUGGGCGCCGCGUGGGGCCGCCCGUCCAGCCCCGCGGCUGGGGGUGCCCACGCCAACGCGGGGCCCCCUGUCCCUGCGCGGUGCCAACCAGGAGUGGCUGCUGGCCCCGCCUGCCCGAGCGAGCCGGUGUCACUGACCACCUACUUCUCGGUGGACAGCUGCAUGACCGACACCUACCGACUGAAGUACCACCAGCGGCCCCGGCUCUGCCUGCUGGAGCGCAUGGGCUCCUGCAGCGAGGCUGCCGCCGCUCCGGGAGGAGGAGGAGGCCCGGGGGCCAUGCCAUCAGCCGCCCCGGGGCGCACUGCUCCGCCCGGCAGAGAGGUGGACCCGGGCCGCCCCGCCGUCGGAGACCCGUGAGGACGCCCUUGGGCCCUAAGGGCGGCACGGCACGGCACGGCACGGGACGCACCAACCAAGCCCAGCGGAGAAGGCAGCACACACCGUGGCAGUUUUAGAGCGUUCUGGAAGCACCUGGAUGAUUCUCUGGGUGUUCUAGAAACCCCCUCGCAUAGUCUUGGCGUGCCCGGAGAGACGGAACGCCGGGGUGCGCCCGGCCGCCGGCCGCAGUAGGGCGAGAAUGGAAGUCGCCCUGUAGUACUCUGUGGGUCGUGGCCCCUGAGGACGAGACGAGCCAGCACCUGUGCGCGCAGGUGGGAAGAUGCCUCCAGGGGCAGGCCGGGGGUGCACAGUGCGCGGUCAGAGCGGGGCCCGAGAACACCGGCCGCUGCUUCCUGACGUGGGGCCGUGGGCCCGCACGGCCGAGCGCCUUAGAAAACCGCGGCCCGGGGAGCCGGUCGUGUCUGGGGGGAGAGGCCUGAACGAUAACAAGGUCUUUAAAUUCCCGUCUCGAGCUCUGAGCCAAAGACGCUGGUUUUGCUCCCAGGACGCCCGUCUCCGGGACGCCCGGCCAGCAGCACGAGGCCGCGACGUCCUGUGAGUCCACACACACAGCACCUCCGCCAGGUGCGCUGCCGGCGGUCCGAGUGCUCCGGUCCGUUUACCUGUCACGUCAGUUUUCUGGUUCUACGUGACACGUGCACGGCUUUCACCUGGGCCUGGUCUGCCGCGGGCGGCGGGGGCCCAGUGUGCGGGGCCAGCCACUGUCCUGCGUGCGCCUGGAGCCCGGCCCUGCCGUCGGUCGGCCGCCGUGGGGAGCUUCCGCCUGGAACCCGGAACCCUCGGGGUUCCCGGACCAGAUCUCUGCCUCUCCUGAGAGGGCUCAGGGCUCACGGCGUGCUGCUUCCCCCUCACGGUCACGGGGGCGUCUCCGUUAGGUAAAGCAGAGGGGUUUCCUGGUGUGACGGCGACCCGACAAGGGCAGGAGUGCUACUUCAGUCGCCUUAUUUCACUUGCUGUCCUUCCGUUUCGCAGUGAGCGGGCCGACUGUGGCUUCGACGAGUUUUACAUUGCCCAGUCCAGGCAACUAAGAAUUCCAGAAUUAAAAUUUUCCUUGCGUUCAUCAGUGGAUAAAGUCUGUAGAUAUAACUUGUUAAUUCUGUAAACAAACUACUAAAUUUAAUGUUUUGGGCAGUCCCACAAAUUGUUAAAAUAUUCCAAAAUGCACACGACUAAACGUACUUCUGGACAACUAGAAAGGACUUGCUCGAGAAGAUCUGACUUCACCCCGUUCCCGCAUCCCGGUCCACGCCGCCUCCCGCCGAGAGACGCUUAAACGGCCCUUUCUAACUACAGCGGCGGCGAGCCCUUCUCUGAGUUUAGAGAUACUUGAAAACCAACCAAAUUGAAUUUUAUCUUUCGAGAAAGCUUAUUUUUUAACAUAACUUUUAGUACGGAACAUUUGUGCAUACUGUAAACUUUGUAAAAUAGUAUUUGAAAUAUCAGCAUAUAUAAAUAUUGCUUUUAUAACACUGUAACAUACUAGAAAAUGGGCUCCAAGUAUUUUUAAUAGCUUUUGAAAGCUCUGUGGGCUUUUUUGUUUUCUAUUUUGUCAAGCUGUCUAGCUGAACUGUAUUAUUUGAAACAGUUAAAUAAUUCCUGAUAUUUAACAGCAAUCUCAUAGGUUUGUAUUUUCAGCUUGCCACCGAGCUGCAGACUCCCACUGGAAAUGUCCUGCUGCGGCUCCUCCUAAAGCGCUGUCCAGCGGGGGGCCCCCCUCCCCCCCUCCCUCCCCCGGGCUCGGGCCCCAGUGCCAACCAUCGGAAACCGCCGUACGUCCCCAGCUGACUCAACACUCCACGUGUAGUUUGAGUGCAUAUUGAGUAACUAACAAUUCACAUGCAAACGUGUUAUUUUUAGGGUGCCUAUUUAUUUUUAUAGGUGUUUUCUUCUGGUUACAAGCUUAUUGUGAUAAUUUUUGAAGCAACGCAACCAGUUCUAAUAUUCGAAAUACUGUAUUAGUCUUCCAAAUAUUCUAUUUUCAUGUGAAAUCAGUUUCUCUGGUUCCAGACUUUCUUUUUUUUUGAUAAACUGACCUUUAAGUUGAUACAGUUGGACUUUCCUUGGCAUCCACGAGCCGUGGCUACCUCUCCCCCGUGUGGAUCAGGCGUUUUAUGAGAAACGUCCGUCAGUCCCGGGUCCAGGGGUGCGGGGGCUGCCUCUGACCAUGCAGCGUCUUCCCAGUGGGGCGCAGAGCAGGGCUCCCACCGGGGCUGGCCGAGCCUCUGUAGGCGGCCAGAGGGUCAGCAGCGCAGGCCUGCGGGCCCCGGCGUGUCCCACAGACAGCUCCCUGGAGAGCUGCAGAGGCACACGUAGGCCCCGCGGAACUCGGAUGUGGAAGUCCGAGGCUGCAGACAAGUUUCACCUGUCCAGGGGGCCUUGAUUCUUCUCGGUCAUUUUCAGAUGCAAAAAUAAUUCUCCGCUCACAGGCCUUAUAAAAAGCGGCAGCUGGCCCACUGGCCACAGUCGGAGGACCCUCACCCGGCAGUAUCCUCUACAUGACUGGCCUCGCUGGCCCCGAAGACCCCGGGGGCUCUGAAUGCGGCCCCGUGCCACCCGGGGCCUGGGCGCGUGGAGCGCGUUACGUCCUCACGUCUUCAGGUUAACGGACCCUCCGGGCUUCCUCGCGGUUCCUGGUCAGCCCGUUCAUUUCAAACAGUUACUAACACAGCCUUUUUCUGUUGUGAAAUUCUCCAGAUUAAAACCACGUGGCCGCUCA
Messenger RNA from Phyllostomus hastatus (greater spear-nosed bat), 6788 nucleotides. RefSeq names its product ubiquitin specific peptidase 53 (gene USP53). Bases 671 to 4030 code for a protein of 1119 amino acids. Gene Ontology annotation, molecular function: cysteine-type deubiquitinase activity. Gene Ontology annotation, biological process: sensory perception of sound; protein deubiquitination; response to auditory stimulus. NCBI's taxonomy places the organism in Eukaryota, Metazoa, Chordata, Mammalia, Chiroptera, Phyllostomidae. The record is from RefSeq and is a predicted model, not a curated record. Gene Ontology annotation, cellular component: cell-cell junction. The transcript has 16 exons.